Molecule: messenger RNA, 1422 nt
Organism: Linum tenue
Lineage: Eukaryota; Viridiplantae; Streptophyta; Magnoliopsida; Malpighiales; Linaceae
Source: the annotation of a GenBank genome assembly
AUGUGUCAUUUACCCUUAACAAAAACAAAGCAAGCAUACGCUUCUUCUCUCCUCUCGGCGUUAUCUCUCCCAAGAAACAAUCCCCUCUCUGCCUUUUUUGUUUCCUUUCGUUCCUUCAUUCGAAAUAAAAAAAAAUCAAAACUGAACCACCAUUUCAUUUCCCUUGGUUCUAAUUUAACUGCAACCGCGCUUGAGCAAGAGCGAGGGAAGCGAGCGAGCGAGCGAGAGAGAAGAAAAAUGGAUGACUACACGAGAGAGAUGAUGGACCUCAAGACCCUCGUCACUCGAACACUCGAGAAGAAAGGUGUUCUCGCUAAGAUCCGGGCGGAACUCAGAGCAAGUGUCUUUGAAGCAAUUGAGGAGGAGGAUAGGGUAGUUGAAAAUGAAGAAGGCUUGCCACCUGCAUUGCUGGGUAGCUGCAAUGACCGCGCUAAACAACUUCACGCUUCCCCAUCAGGGAGGCUAUUAACUGCACUAAUGUGCGAGUACUUGGACUGGGCUGAACUAAAUCACACACUUAAAGUGUAUUUACCUGAGUGCAACUUGCAAAAGGAUGCAUGGAAAGCAGAAUUAAAAGAAUUCAGUAGCAAGAAUGGGUACGAUCUCAACAGGAAUGGAGAUAGCGGUCCUUUGCUUCUCGAUGUACUCGAAGGAUUCUUGAAGUACGAGAAUCUAACUCAAGGUAGGGGAUCUGGAAGGAGAGUGUCGGAAAAUGAGUCUUUAUCUAACUUAGAUUCAAGGAAUGUGCGGAGGCCCUCUUCAUCAUCGGUUGCUGGUGGGAUACCUCCGUUAGGAAGGUGCGGAGCCAGUUUUAAUUUAGCAAUGUGAAGUACCAUAUGUUCAACUCAUUAAAUAAUCGUUUUCUUUUUGGCAUGUUCAAUUACAGGCCAGGUGCAUCAUCGUCAUCUGACAGGAGAGCAGGGUCUUCUAUAAGCGGUGGUUACAGAAAAGAUGACUACAACUGGAGGUAUGAUGGUGAUGAGAUCCCCGAGGAAGUAAAUCGAGCUUCAGCUGCACUUGAAAACCUUCAGUUGGACAGGAAAGCUCGUAAUCUAACAUCAUCCUGGCGGUCUGCUGGGGAUGGGAUGAGCGACGAUGAUGGAAGGGCCGAUCAUAUCUAAGCCUGAAAAAUUGACAUUUCUUCUUUUGCUUGUGUAGUGUAGUGUGUAUUUGUGUUGUUGAAUCCAUGCAUUGUGUUUAACGAUUUGCUCAGAAAGCAAGAAACUAACAAGAGGGAAAGAUACUGGGUAGUGCUAUUUGUAUGAUUUCCCCCUCUUCACUCUGGCCUUUUUUCCCUAGUAUUCCACACGAGCAUUCUUGUUAUCUCUUCUCGUCUCCCUCUUCGUGAUUUCUGUGCAACUAUUUGUCGAGUUUCUCUUGCAGUGCGUCAAACAUCGUUCGUCGGAUAGUAAUAUAUUUACA